Messenger RNA from Closterium sp. Naga37s-1, 833 nucleotides. The record is from the annotation of a GenBank genome assembly. Lineage: Eukaryota; Viridiplantae; Streptophyta; Zygnematophyceae; Desmidiales; Closteriaceae.
AUGUAUGUCGCGGCGCCACAUCGCAGUGAGGCGAGCAGCGGUGAGGCGAGCAGCGGUGAGGCGAGCAGACCUGAGCGCCGUGCUGCAGUGGCUGCAGGAGGAGACCGCCUUCCCCUUGACCUACCUCCCACCAACCCUCUCUCUCAUCCUCACUCCCCUCCUUUCAACCCCUCGUUUUCCUCCCAAAUCCCCACCCUUCGGCCCCUCCCCCUCCUCCCCACACCAGCAAGUGUCCCCUCUAAAACGCUACGCGCUGCUCAAGUUCCUCCUGGCAACCGCAGCCUUCAGCACCAUGUCGCGCCUCUCACCCUCUUCCCCUUCCCCCUUUCUCCCACCUCCCCCCCACCAGCAAGUGUCCCCUCUAAAACGCUACGCGCUGCUCAAGUUCCUCCUGGCACCGCAGCCUUCAGCACCAUGUCGCGCCUCUCACCCUCUUCCCCUUCCCCCUUUCUCCCACCUCCCCCCCACCAGCAAGUUUCCCCUCUAAAACGCUACGCCCUGCUGAAAUUCCUGCUGGCAACAGCAGCCUUCAGCACCAUGUCGCGGCGCCACAUCGCGGUGCGGAGAGCAGACCUGAGCGCCCAAGUGUCCCCUCUCAAGCGCUACGCCCUCCUCAAGUUCCUGCUGGCAACAGCAGCCUUCAGCACCAUGUCGCGGCGCCACAUCGCGGUGAGGCGAGCAGACCUGAGCGCCGUGCUGCAGUGGCUGCAGGAGGAGACCGCCAACGCGCCCGGGCACGAUCUGUCCAAUGAGGAGCUGCCAUCUGGCACGCUGCGCCGCACUGCCACUGUGGAUUCGACCAUUGCCACGGGGCUGAGUCUCAUCAGCCUGCC